AUGAAUUAUCAACGAAUUCGAGUUGGCGAUCAAACUCGAAAACUUCAAACACAUCAAAUUGAAGGUCAACAAUGGAUUUAUUUUGCGGAUAUUAAAGAAGUAUUUCAAAUUCAAACAAAUAAUUUUACAUUACACAUCGAUGAUGUUUAUUUGUCACCGAUUCGGGAUGAACAAGGUCAACCAAAACGGAUCCAAGCUCAUUUGCACGACAUCAUCGAUAUUGAUCUAUCAUCAUCGACCACUACUGCUGUUCUACCUCCUUCUAAUUUAAUCGAUCGAGAAUUUAUGGAACAACGAUUUGCAGCCUUAGAAGGACUUGGUAAACAAACGUAUGAAAAUACAGUUGUCAUAAUACGAAAAAUUGAACAGUUACUAACACAAACAUAUGAAUUGGCCGAAUAUAACAUUCCAAGAUUAUUCAUCGUUUUACCCGAUCAACGAUUUAAGUUUAAACCGAUCAAUUCUCUAUCCGAAUUAGUUCAAAUUCAAUAUAGGCUCUAUUUUCUGUGUGAAUGUUCAACAAAUGAAGGUGAUCUUCAUCUUGCUUUUCAUAAUGGAUACGUUAUUCGACAACCGACGGAGUUCUUUUCGCUCUAUGCACCAUAUUUGAGAACAAUGAUUCGUGUUGUUAAAGGCGCCAUAAUGGUUGCCGGUUUUGCUUUGCCACAAAUAUCAGGAUUAACAAACACAAUUCAAGUACCUGACAUAUUGAAAGGAAAGACAGCUUUCGAAUUUAUAACGCAAGGACUAGAUCAAAUUGAUCAAACAUUGAAUUCAAUUAAAGAUACAACGAGUGCUGAAUUGAUGAAAGGUUUCACAUCGUCUUCGUCCUCGUUAUAUUGUUUAGAAGGUGCUGAGUUACGACAGUUGGAAUAUUAUUUAGAAAUAUCAGACAAACAACGUAGUUAUGGCAAUUUAUAUCGUGUCACAACAUCCGAUCAAGGACACGUGAGAUGGGUUUGUAUUCAACAUUAUAAAAAAAAUUAUUUUGAUAAACAAAUCGAAAAAUUUGUAACUGAAAUUGAAAGUAUUGGUGGGAGCUAUGAUCAAAAAACGAGUUUAGUCUCGUUUCGUGAUAUGGAUUUAUCAAGUAAAAUGGUUAAACGAGUGUGUGAGAUGUUAUCGAGCGGUUUCAAUAUUUAUCGACUUGUCGUACCUUGUAAUAAAAUAUCCGAGCGUGAUCUCGAUAAAUUAGUUAAUAUAGUCGUCAAUGGUUCAUCUGUUCGUUCUCUAUAUUUACAUCCGUGGCUUGUUAAUAUCUUUGGUAGAGUGAAAUAUGGGUAUACGAACAAAAGAUUGACUGCGUUAUUAUUUAAUAGUAAACUAACUGAAAUGGAUUUAGGCUCACGGAUGAAUGAUGACGAUUUAAAAAUAAUAGCAUCAUUAUUGGAAAAAAAUACAACUUUAUUAAAAUUAAAAUUCAGUGGUCUGGGUGCAUCGAAUGCAAACAGUUGGCGCGCAUUUUUUAAAUCAUUAGGUAUGAAUAAAUAUUUAGAAAACAUUUCUAUUGAAUAUGUACAUCCAGAUUUAUCAUAUGAAGAUGCAGGUUCAAUAGCAGAAAUGUUUCGAAUAAAUAACACAUGGAAAACAUUCACGAUUGUCCAUUUUGGCGUCACAUCCCAAGGUUUAAGUAAAAUAUUCGAAGAAAUAAAAACAAAUUCAACAUUAAGUGAAUUAUACUUACAACCACGAAGGGUAGAAGAUGAAUCAAUUUUGCCACUAUGUUCAAUGCUCAGUGAAAAUAAAACAUUAAAAAGAAUUGCCUUGACAUGUGAGCAUAAUGUAUCAUCUUCAUUUAGCGUUAAUAUGUUACUCGAAAUACUAACAAUAAAUCAGACAUUAAUCGAUAUUCAUCUCGGAUCUAUCAAUAUACCAAACGAAUGUUCAUCAAAUUUAUAUAAUUUAUUGAAACAAAAUGAGACAUUGACAUCUCUUAAAUUAGGUGGUGACAUAUCUGACGUGUCUUUGGAUGCAAUGAAAACUGGUCUGUUAGAAAAUAAAACAUUAAGGACACUUCAUUUCGAUUUUGAUAUGAAAAGUUCAAACGAAGCCGUGUUAUCCUUAUUAAGCUCAUUGAAGACAAAUCAAAGUUUAAUAGAACUACAUAUACGUUAUCCUGCCCGUCAUAAAGCAAUCAUCAAGCAAGCAAUUGAUGAAGUGAAAGCUGCUAAUAUAAAAUUAGAUAUAAAACUUAUAGUAAAAUAUUUUCAACCGUAUUGGUUAGGACCAUAUCAUUGUUAUGUAUUUAAUAAAGCAGAACAUGCAAAAUAUAUAUUUUCACAACGACAUAUUUAUGAUUUUUCAAAUAUGUUUGAAAAUAAUUUUGGACUAUUAUUUCCAAAUGGAUUAAUUGCAUUAAGAGGAUUGUCUCGUGCCGAAUUAUUAGAUGAAAUGUUAUUAUUUAUUAAUGCUAGUCGUGCAACAUCUUUUCCUGUGUCUUGGUUUGUUUACUACAUGAGAGUCCAUCCACAUAUUCAGGCUAUAAUGAAGCAGGAAUUAAAUGAUCAUCAUAUAACACGUGAAACAUGUCUGACAAUGGAUCUAUUAGAUGAACUUGUUUAUAUUGAAUGUGUUAUAGGAGAACUGCUGAGAUCUGCUCCAAUACUUCAUGGUAUAUUGAGAACACUGCAGCAAAACGAUGAAAUUGAUGGUGUUAAAUUGAAUAAAGGUGAUACGGUUCUUAUACCACUAUAA
Messenger RNA from Didymodactylos carnosus, 2694 nucleotides. The record is from the annotation of a GenBank genome assembly. NCBI's taxonomy places the organism in Eukaryota, Metazoa, Rotifera, Eurotatoria, Philodinida, Philodinidae.